AUGGCCCAGCCCUACCCCCCAGCCACAUACCCACCACCCCCGCAGAAUGGCAUCCCUGCAGAGUACGCUCCUCCACCACACCCACACCCAGCACAGGACUACUCGGGGCAGAGCACGGUACCUGAGCAUGCCUUGACUCUCUACACGCCAGCACAGAGCCACACCGAACAGCCGGGCACCGACGCCAGCACGCAAUCCAUAGCGGGCACACAAACAGUACCGCACACAGAUGAAGCGGCACAGACAGACAACCAGACGCUACACCCGCCAGAGUGUGGUUCUGACAAGCAGCAGCCCAAACGGUUACACGUUUCCAACAUCCCUUUCCGCUUCCGGGACCCUGACCUGCGGCAAAUGUUUGGGCAAUUUGGAAAGAUCCUGGAUGUUGAGAUCAUUUUCAAUGAGCGUGGCUCCAAGGGUUUUGGGUUUGUAACUUUUGAAACUAGUGCAGAUGCCGAUCGGGCACGGGAGAAGCUGAAUGGCACCAUCGUAGAGGGACGCAAGAUCGAGGUCAACAACGCCACAGCCCGGGUAAUGACAAACAAGAAGGCAGCCAAUCCCUACACAAAUGGCUGGAAACUGAACCCUGUGGUGGGCACCGUCUAUGGCCCAGAGUUCUAUGCAGUGACAGGCUUUCCAUACCCAGCCACAGGAACAGCGGUAGCGUACCGGGGGGCGCACUUACGGGGGCGGGGGCGCACAGUCUACAACACGUUCCGGGCAGCUCCCCCACCUCCGCCCAUCCCCGCUUACGGAGCAGUGGUUUACCAGGACGGAUUCUACGGUGCUGAAAUUUAUGGGGGUUACGCAGCCUACAGAUAUGCUCAGCCGGCAGCGGCAGCAGCAGCUUACAGUGACAGUUAUGGCCGAGUUUAUGCAGCUGCAGAUCCUUACCACCACACCAUCGGCCCUGCUGCCACCUACAGCAUUGGCACUAUGGCUAGUCUAUACCGAGGAGGGUACAGCCGCUUCACUCCCUACUAGCAAGACAGACCCAGCCCCUCCUCACAAUAGUAACACUGACUGCUCCUUAGAAAUCAAACCAAAAUCAAAUGGACAUGGGCCCCCGCCCCACGCUGCUGGCCCUCGGCAGCCUAAACCACAUAUUUCUUUACCUCAAGCCGCCUCUCAUGCCUCACACCCCACCUGUCUCUGAUGGUGUGCCGCCAAGUUUGUUUUCAUUUUGCAAAGCUACCAGCCAGGGGGUUGGGACAGGCGCCUGCUUCCACCAGACCAAACAAAACCAAACACCACCAGCAAGCAGAACCUCACGGAGAGCCUCCCUAGAGCCCACCCUGCUCCCAAGCUUUUCUGCCACGAGCCCCGGGGACAAGUGGCACUCGAGAGAGGCCCCCAGUCAGGCCCCCUGCAUUCUGCCGGGUGUUCAGGUCCUCGCACAGGGGAGGGAGGGUGCAGUUAAAAGAACUCAGGAUGUUAUCCCUCUCGGAUGCAAACUGCCCACGCUCCUCACUCACACACACACACACGCAAGGACCAGGUGGGCAGGGCCCCAGGCUGCUCCAGAAUCCCAGCAGGUGCAGGCUGCAGUCCCAACCCACCUUACACUGCUUAGAUGCACUCAGCCUCCAAGCAACAGCAGGGAGAAUUUUGCUUCCUCUGCCUGCAGGAGUUGGAAGCUGCCCCCUUGCGGAGGAAUGAUGCGAUGGGGCUGUGUUUCACCCUGCCGGGAGGUGGAGCACAACUUGCCAAGCAUGCAGCAAGAGUGAGAGCGGGUGGGGGAAGCGGGGACCCUGCAAGGAGCCCCUGCUCUCUAGGUUCAUCAAACCACAUGCCUAGCAAUGUGAAGGAGCUGGUUGGGACCAGCCUCCUGGUGGGCUGAAUGAUCCCAGCUCCUUUGUUCAUAUCGGGAGCAGCCAUUCCAUGUAGGAGGUGGGCAGCGCUCUGUGUGAGCAGAUCCGGCACAUACAUCUGUACAGAAAGGGGACAGGGGAGGGGAGGGCACUUACGCAGAGACAGGAGGCGGGGCGGGUGCUGGGUGCCGGGAACUGAAUCCCAGGGUCCCACUUCCCAGCUCUGACAUAGAUUUGGACCAGCACACCCCCAGAGAGCAGAAAGCCCUUCCCUGACUCCCUGCGGCCUGCAGGUUGCUCCAUGGAACGUUCUGCCUUUGUUUUCUGUUGUAGUGAAACCUUCAGCUGUUUCCUUCUGGGACCAGGAAGGGCACACAAAAAAAAUAUUAUUUUUUAAGCAAAGCAACAAAACAGUUACAAAACUUAACGAGCCAACAAAACAGUUACAAAACUAACAAGCCAAGCGACAGGCCAUCCGGACGGAGCUCAAGCACCGGCCGACCGACCAACCCACCGACCAGGACGGAUGGACGGCAGCCGCCCACAGACUCUGCAAAGCCGUCCGCACACCGGGAGACCCGUGCCCUGCUCCCCCCCACACCCCGUUGCAGACCCACGGGGCCAGGGACAGGUACUGACACAGACUGGAUUCUGCAGGCCCUCCCAGGCCACCACGUCUUCCUUCCAGCCCUCCUGAAGAAGAAGAAGAGCUGCGGGCGUCCCCUAACCACAGAACACGCCACGAGCGCUCCCGCAGGGCUAGCAAUCCUGCUUCUCGCUUCCCAGAACCUCCCAAUGCUUUUUGUGCUUUGCUGGUUCAUCCAUUUGUCAAGUUGGCAAGGCCUCGGGAUGCCCAGGCAGGGCCAGGCCAGGGACUUUCUGGGCACAGCCACCUUGUUUCUGUGGGUGGGAAUCUCGGGUUUUAGAGGGGUGUUGUUGUUUUUUUCCUUUGAAGAGAUUGCACUUUCCCCCUUUCCCCCGAGAACCCAGCUCCCACUAGCCCCAGUGGGGGUCAGAAGCUGCACCCCGUUUACCUUCCUUGCAGUAGGCCUGGCUACUCUCACUGUGGCUUCACAGAGCUGAGAUCAUCCGAGGCGAUCCCCGCCUUGCACGUGGUCUCCAGAUCUACAACCCCUAUCCUCAAAGGGCCAACGGUUGCCACCACACACACACCACCACCACUGGGGCAAGCACACCCUUACGACUGCGUGGCCAAGCCCGUGGGAGGCCACAGCCCCAUGGUGGUGUCAGGGAGUGAGGCGGGGCUGUGCACCAAGGGCUGUGCACAAACUGAGCAAAUACCUGCUGGCGCUAAUGGGCACACUCUCUCCCAUUGGUUUCUUCCCUGCCCAUGGCCCAUAGUGGGAGGGGUGCAUGUCCUACGGCCCGCUCCCCACACCCUGCCACCUGCUCCCAGAGCCAGAUGGACUCUGGUCCUUCCUCAUGCUGACCCUGGAAACCCCCCACCCCACCCCACCCUUGGCUUAUUCAUCUCAUGAAACCUCACUUUCUACUCAGCAUUAAAGCUCCUGACACGCCAGCAACCAGAUGAUCCUCCUUUUCUAUUCCCGUUGUAUAUAGCCCCUUCCUUUGCCACUCCCUCCCCCUUGUAUAAAGCUCCUCCCAUUUGCUGCCCUGUCUC
This is a messenger RNA of Zootoca vivipara (common lizard), 3453 nucleotides long. RefSeq names its product RNA binding fox-1 homolog 3 (gene RBFOX3). Gene Ontology annotation, biological process: regulation of alternative mRNA splicing, via spliceosome; nervous system development. The record is from RefSeq and is a predicted model, not a curated record. Gene Ontology annotation, cellular component: cytoplasm; nucleus. Gene Ontology annotation, molecular function: mRNA binding. Lineage: Eukaryota; Metazoa; Chordata; Lepidosauria; Squamata; Lacertidae.